AUUUCAGAUUCGGACCAUUCCGUCAUCCUCAAAGAAAUCAAAGUACCUCUGUGGAACCAACAGGCGUGUGAAGAAGCUCUAAAAACUCAAUUCGGGGCCAAUUACUCUUUGCCGAUAACAACACUUUGUGCGGGUGCUGAAGGCAAUGAUGCGUGUGACGGAGAUGGCGGAGGUCCAUUGGUGUGCGAAAAAGACGGGCAUUGGUACCAGGUCGGUGUGGUGUCCUUCGGGAUCGGAUGUGGGCGCAGAAACGUACCCGGGGUUUACACCAGAGUGGCGGCUUAUGCAGCCUGGAUAAAAGACUCCAUCAACGUCUUCUCUUCACACCUCAGACCAUCUCUGGCAAUUCAUCCUUGAAUUGUAAAACAAAUUACUCCAUGUUCACCC
Molecule: messenger RNA, 387 nt
Organism: Notodromas monacha
Lineage: Eukaryota; Metazoa; Arthropoda; Ostracoda; Podocopida; Cyprididae
Source: the annotation of a GenBank genome assembly